AGAAGAGGACAAACCGGCGGAGGGAUACACAUUUAUGCAUCGCACGUCAAAACCAGGCAAUUCUGCAACAUCGGGACACUGUCUCCACAGAUUACUUGAAUUGCAUAUAUCUUAUCAAAGUUUAAGUUACACUUCACUGUUGAAGUUAAGAAAGUAACACCUGGGUAAAGUUAAUAGAACAUCUUCCGUUCGGCGUUUUAUCAUCUUUGUGGAGAUCAACGAUGGCUGAUCAGCUGACUGAGGAGCAGAUUGCAGAGUUCAAGGAGGCAUUCUCGCUGUUCGACAAAGAUGGUGAUGGCACGAUCACCACCAAGGAGCUCGGGACUGUGAUGCGCUCUCUGGGACAGAACCCCACUGAGGCCGAGCUGCAGGACAUGAUCAAUGAGGUGGAUGCUGAUGGUAACGGAACCAUUGACUUCCCUGAGUUUCUGACCAUGAUGGCCAGGAAGAUGAAAGAUACAGACAGUGAGGAGGAGAUCCGAGAAGCCUUCAGAGUCUUUGACAAGGACGGUAACGGCUACAUCAGUGCAGCAGAGCUACGGCACGUCAUGACCAAUUUAGGCGAGAAGCUCACUGAUGAAGAGGUGGACGAAAUGAUCCGCGAGGCCGACAUCGAUGGUGACGGCCAAGUCAACUACGAGGAGUUUGUCCAGAUGAUGACCGCCAAAUGAAGAGAACAAUGAAGUUUCUCUCAGCGUUGCUUGUCCUCCUGAGAUCAAUGUCUUUAAGAACCAAAAAAAGGAACAAUUAUCAAACGAUGAACCAAACCCCCCUUUUGACAAAAAAAGUCCCUUCUGUAAAACUUUCCAAUUUGUGCUUCAGUACAGCCAACUACUUCUUAAGGUAUCUGUUUACUCAACACCAACAGAAUAAUCCCUACAGAAGUUAAUGGACCAAGCUUUUAAAGGGCCGAAGCCCCCCGUACUUCAGACCUAGAUUCUGCUGAGUCACCCAGCUCCUGAUAAAUUUAUAGGAAAGAGCAACACUGAAAAGGCAGCGGGAUGGGAACCCAUGCCACAGUUCUUACACAGAAGUUAGCUCAUUUAAAUCUUUCCAACAUUCAACAUAGAAAACUGGCUCACUUGCACCAGUGCUGAGUCUUUACAUACUGAAUUGAGUACUCUUCUUGCAUGCACCCUUUCUGUGGCGGUCUCUUGUCACAACAAGGAGGCUCUGAUCCUGUCAGAGGUAGUGGUCAGAUUGUGUACACACUGGAGGUAUAUACAUUACUAUAUAGCUAUAUAUCUGUAAAAUUUGUGUCACUAUUGAUUAUUGCAAGAGCAAAUAGUUGCGGUGUAGGGUGUUCAUUGAUGCUCGGUUGGAGUUGAGCAUCGAAGAGUUUGGACAAGAACGACGGACUGAAUAUAGCUGAUGGUUUUUCCCUCUCGAGGGUGUUAGGUUGUCUUGUUGGGGGGUGGGCUUUAUGUUGCCCACAGCACUGAGUGGAGAAGGCAGUAUGUUGUUUUGCUUCAGGGUGAUGGUUAUGCAAACACACUUGAGGACUGCAGUUGAUACCUUUUUGUUCUUCAAACAGAUAUCCUGAUGAUACUAUAUUGAUGUAAUGCUUUAUAAAUGUGUUCUCAAAAAUAUUAAUGUAUUGAUGACAAACUUUGGUCACAAAAAUAUAUCUAUAUAUAAGUGUGUCGUAAAGUUUGCAUUGCCUAUCGUUGUAGUAAAUGACCUGUGACAUGUUUUCUCUUUGGUUUUGAAAUGUGCCAUAAUACUCUUGAACGCCUCAACCCUCCUGCAAGACUCGUAGUUCAUUAGAAAAUAAUAAACCUACUAAAUAUAAUAUAAAAAUACAUGCAGUUGAACAUAUUUGCACUUUGGUAUAAACCACGUGGCUAUUUAAAGAAAUGUUUUGUUCUAAUAGAAGAAAAAGAAACCAAAUGUCACUGUUGCUGCUGCUAUGACAACUCAUUUGUUCCACAUUUGUCGUCCUUGUUAGUGUCUGAUCUUCAACUUGUACUCCGGUGAUUCAAACUUAAACCUGCUUGCUGUUUUACUGAACAGAUAAAUAUACUGUAUAUUCACAGACACAUACUUGUAGUGGAGGUGAUGUGUUUAAUUUGGACUAUCAGAACGGGACUUUCAGUCUGGGGUGUAACAGGGGCAUAGCAAAGAAUUCAGCUUUGGAUGUGAGAUUGGUUUCAGAUCAAGGUUUCUGAAAAGGUUGGGUAAAUUGGAACAGUACGAAGUUUAAACACUGCUCUGUUGGUGCUUUAACUGGUUGUCAUUGACUCAAAUGAAUGGAGGUAAAUGGUACAUGGACUGUUAACUUCUGGAAGUGUCUCAAAUAUGUAAAGAUGUGAUAUAUUUUCCAUAAACCAAUAAACUGACUGAGCUUUA
Molecule: messenger RNA, 2349 nt
Organism: Notolabrus celidotus (New Zealand spotty)
Lineage: Eukaryota; Metazoa; Chordata; Actinopteri; Labriformes; Labridae
Product: calmodulin-1
Exons: 6
Coding region: 222-671 (149 amino acids)
Molecular function (GO): calcium ion binding
Source: RefSeq, a predicted model, not a curated record